AUGGGAGGUUUCUUAUCUCAUUUGACACCGGAGGAGAAUGUGGAAGUGGUGAAAGCAACGUGUGGACCGGUUCGGGGAAAUGUUUACAAACAUAACGACGUCAUCGUCGAUGGUUAUCUUGGGAUCCCAUACGCCAAGCCACCUGUUGGUGAACUUCGUUUCAAGAAACCAGUCCCAGUUGAUACCUGGACGGAGCCCAGAGACUGCUACAAAUAUGGACCAGUUGCUAUUCAAACUGGAGGCUUUGAAGAGAUGCUUGGGCCUAGAAAAGACGAGCCAGACGAGGCGAAUUGUCUCACUCUGAAUGUCUUUGCUCCACGUACUCCAUCUGCGGAGUUUAAAUCUGGUCGACCGGUUAUGUUUUUCAUUCAUGGAGGUGGCUACGAACUCUGUGGAUCAUCUGAUUUCUGUGCCUACUCUCUUUCAGGAACUCUUCCACUAAAAGAUGUUGUUGUUGUCACUCUCAACUAUCGUCUUGGUGUCUUAGGCUUUUUGACAACUGGAGACGAUGUAUGCAGGGGAAAUUUCGGAUUGUGGGAUCAAACUCUCGCUCUGAAGUGGGUCCAGAAUCACAUAUCUUCCUUCGGUGGAGAUCCAAAUUGUGUGACUGUUCUGGGACAAAGUGCAGGCGGAGCUAGCACUGAUUUGCUGUCGUUGAGUCCACACUCCAGAGAUCUCUUCCAAAGAUUCAUCCCAAUUUCUGGAUCUGCUCACUGCGACUUUGCCAUCAGAACAUCUGAAAAUCAAGCCAAGGUCUUCAGAGAGUUUGCUACGUUCCAUGGGUUCAAAGGUGGAGAUUCGAGAGCUCUUCUCAGUUGGUACGAAUCAAUGCCCUCUGACACUUUAAGAAAUGUAAAAAAAUUCAAAAAGUCAGUCUCUGGUUUUCUGACAUUUAUUCCCAAUUUGGAUGGAGAUUUCUUCCCCAAACCACUCGAUGAGCUGAGGAGGGAAGCACCAAAAAAACAGAUGAUGACUGGAGUUGAUGAGUACGAAGGCCUCAUGUUGGCAAUGAUGAAUCCUGCCUUCAAUCCAGCUGAUCAAGGAUUGCGUUUGACUUCAGAAGAAUUGUAUGGUGGGGAUGUAGUGAGCAACCCAAAGGAAGCUCAAACUAUUUUCUAUGAAACCUAUACUCGUGGCGUGGAUCAAACUGAUGAAGUUGCCAUGAAAAAGAAAUUAUGUGAAGCUGUGGGAGAUGAAUUCUUCAAUGUAGGAGUUCUCCAAGCUGCAAAGGCUGCUGCAAAGUAUGGAAACGAUGUUUAUUUGUAUACAUUUGCUUAUACUAAUCCAGAAGGAUUUGGAAUGUGGGAUGGUAUGCUUCCUUUCAAAGCCGCUGUACACUGCACAGAACUUCGUUAUCUACUCGGAGAAGGAAUCUAUUCGAAAUUUGACGCAACCGAGGACGAUUUGAAAAUGAUGGAGAAAACUACAACCAUUUUCUCAAAUUUUGCAAAGUAUGGAAAUCCAAAUGGCAAAGAUAAAUAUUCAUAUGAAUGGGAAAAAUACAGUUUGGAUCGUCCGGAACGUCAUUUCCAUAUCUCUUAUCCGACAUGUGAAAUGAGAGAUGUUUAUCAUGAAGGAAGGAUCCAAUUUUUGGAGAAACUUGACGGCGAAAGUGACAAAUAUCAGGAAUUGGUGUACGGAAAGAAGAAAUCGGCCAAGAUUUAA
This is a messenger RNA of Caenorhabditis remanei, 1665 nucleotides long. RefSeq lists its product as uncharacterized. The coding region runs from base 1 to 1665 and encodes 554 amino acids. NCBI's taxonomy places the organism in Eukaryota, Metazoa, Nematoda, Chromadorea, Rhabditida, Rhabditidae. The transcript is spliced from 7 exons. The record is from RefSeq and is a predicted model, not a curated record.